CAGUCAUUCCCUACCAAGUGACACCGCGCAGCGCCCAGGUGUCACCCAUCGGGGAUCUGCACCCUCCGGAACGUGUUCUGCCCCUGGCCAAGGCUUCCCCCUGCAUCCCUGCCACCGCUGCACAUGGCUGGCCAGAGAGUAGCUGUUAUCGGUGCCGGUGCCUCUGGCUUGUGUGCCCUGAAAUGCUGCCUGGAUGAGGGGCUGGUACCCACCUGCUUCGAGAGGAGCGGGGACAUCGGUGGACUCUGGCGCUUUGAGGAGCACCCCGAGGAGGGCCGUGCCAGCAUCUACCGCUCCGUCAUCAUCAACGCCUCCAAGGAGAUGAUGUGCUACAGCGACUUCCCCAUCCCUGAGGACUUCCCCAACUACAUGCACAACUCCAAGAUCAUGGAAUACUUCUACAUGUACGCCAGGCACUUCGAUCUGCUCCGACACAUCCGUUUCAGGACCAGCGUGUGCCGCAUCUCCAAGUGCCCCAACUUUGCCACCACGGGGCAGUGGGAGGUGGUGACAGAGAGUGAAGGGAAGAAGGAGACGUCUGUCUUCGAUGCCGUGCUGGUGUGCACCGGGCACCACACGGAUGCACAUCUCCCCUUGAGCUCCUUCCCAGGGCUGGAAAAGUUCAAGGGCUGGUACCUGCACAGCCGGGACUACAAGAACUCACAGUCCUUUUUGGGGAAGCGUGUGGUUGUUAUUGGCACUGGGAAUUCAGGCAUUGACAUCGCAGUGGAGCUGAGCCACGCAGCCAAGCAGGUCUUCCUCAGCACCAAGCGUGGGACUUGGGUCCUGCAUCGGGUGGCAGAAUCCGGGUACCCCUUUGACUUCACCUACAACACCCGUUUCAUAGUGUUCUGCCAUGGGCUGCUGCCUCCAAAUAUCAGCAGUUAUCUCAUAGAGAGGAAGGUCAAUGCCCGCUUCGACCACGCACUCUACGGCCUGAAGCCCCAGCACCGGCUCUUUGACCAGCACCCGACUGUCAACGAUGACCUUCCCAACCGCAUCAUCUCGGGCAGGGUGCAGGUGAAGCCAAACAUCAAGGAGUUCACUGAGACAUCUGCCAUCUUCGAGGAUGGCACCAGGGAGGACAUCGACGCCGUGGUCUUUGCCACAGGAUACACCUUCUCCUUCCCCUUCCUCGAGAGUUAUGUGAAAGUGGUGGACAACCAGAUCUCCCUCUACAAGCUGAUGUUCCUCCCUGAACUGGAGAAGCCAACACUGGCUUUCAUUGGUCUCAUCCAGCCUGUGGGUGCUGUCAUGCCCAUCUCUGAGCUCCAGAGUCGCUGGGCCACCCGUGUCUUCAAGGGGCUGAGCAAGCUGCCUUCACGGCACGACAUGGAGGCUGACAUCAGGGAGAAGAAGGAAGCCAUGGCAAAGAAGUACGUGAAGAGCCAGAGGCACACCAUCCAGGUGGAUUACAUCGCCUACAUGGACGAGCUCGCCUCCCAGGUGGGGGUCAAGCCCAACGUGCUGACCCUCUUCCUCACCGACCCCAAACUGGCUCUGGAGGUGGUCUUUGGUCCCUGCACAUCCUACCAGUACCGCCUGCGGGGUCCGGGUGCCUGGGGGGGUGCCAGGGAGGCCAUCCUGACCCAGCGGCAGCGGGUGGUGAAACCUCUGCACACCAGAGCUGGGGAUGGUGCUGCCCGCUCCAGCGCCGUGCCCCACAUCUUCAAAGUCUUCUUCAGCGUUGGUUUGAUCGUGUCUACCCUUGUCUACGUCUCACUCUCCCCCUAAGCUCAGGUGAAGGAGAGAGUGGGUCCCCUCCUGGCUUUCUCCUUUUAUUCCUUUGGGCUCGGGUGUUUCUGUAGUCUCUCGCUGUGUCUGCUGCCACCUCAGGAGAUGCGGAGAGAGUUGAUUCCUUGAAGACACAUCCCGGUCUGUCUGCCUUUCCUGCUGUGCCGGAGCCAUGCCAGGUCUUGUCCCCGAGGACAGGGAUCCCUCCUCUUCCUUCCCCAAAUCCUGGACCUGCAGCUCCUCAAGUUCUACCCGCGGGUCAGCUCCAUGCUGGAGAAACCACGACCUCCCCGGGCCAGGGCACCCUGAGAAAAGUGCAAUAAACCUUUGUCCCUCUACCAGGACCAGGGACCAACACUCCACGUGCUGUCUCAGUCUCUGGUGCCUGUCCUGAGGAUUCGGGACGGCACCGGACCGAUACCACCCCGCAACCCAACCCCAGCGCCGC
Calypte anna (Anna's hummingbird) is the source of this 2182-nucleotide messenger RNA. RefSeq names its product dimethylaniline monooxygenase [N-oxide-forming] 5. Bases 124 to 1734 code for a protein of 536 amino acids. Gene Ontology annotation, molecular function: N,N-dimethylaniline monooxygenase activity; NADP binding; flavin adenine dinucleotide binding. The transcript is spliced from 8 exons. NCBI's taxonomy places the organism in Eukaryota, Metazoa, Chordata, Aves, Apodiformes, Trochilidae. The record is from RefSeq and is a predicted model, not a curated record.